CCAAUUUUAUUUGGAAUUUUAAAACAACUAAAGAAAAGAAGAUUAUGUAAGGACGCUAUACGAAACCAGGGGCCGCGACGGAUGCGAAUGGAUGCACGCGAAAUUAGAAGAGUUGCGUGCGGUUGGGAGGGCGUAUCCAACAAUAAUGUGGCGGGAAAUGUUGGAGGGAGAGGCAAAUUCAAAAUGCUAAUUUUCAAUUUCGACCAUGGGUUGUUGCAUUUCAUAUAGCAAAUGGCUGACUCAGCUCCGGCCGAUAGUCGCGGUGGACGCGGUGGUUUUGGACGUGGUCGCGGUCGCGGUCGCGGUGGUCGUGGACGUGGUGGACGCGGACGCGGUCGUCGUGAUGACGGCGAGCAGGCCUGGGUUCCUGUGACCAAGCUCGGUCGCCUCGUCAAGGACGGCAAGAUCAAGUCGAUUGAGCAGAUCUAUCUGUUCUCCCUGCCCAUCAAGGAGUACCAGAUUGUUGAUGCUUUCCUGCCCAAGCUCAAGGACGAGGUCAUGAAGAUCACGCCCGUGCAGAAGCAGACCCGUGCCGGUCAGCGCACUCGCUUCAAGGCGUUCGUUGCCAUCGGUGACUCUGACGGCCACGUCGGUCUCGGUGUCAAGUGCGCCAAGGAGGUUGCCACUGCCAUCCGCGGUGCCAUCAUCCUGGCUAAGCUGUCGGUGAUCCCUGUGCGCCGUGGCUACUGGGGCUCCAAGCUCGGUGCCCCGCACACUGUGCCGUGCAAGGUCACUGGCAAGUGCGGUUCGGUUGUGUGCCGUGUUGUGCCCGCUCCCCGCGGUACCGGUAUCGUCGCCGCCCCGACCCCCAAGAAGCUGCUUGCUCUUGCCGGUAUCACUGACUGCUACACCACUUCUCGCGGUUCGACCAAGACUCUGGGUAACUUUGUCAAGGCUGCCUUCCAGGCCAUCAGCAACACCUACUCGUUCCUGACCCCGGAUAUGUGGCACGAGACUGUCUUCACCCAGGACCCGUACCAGGAGUUCACCGACCACCUGGUCAAGGCUGCCGACAAGAAGAAGUACUAAGCAAGCCCUUGUGUGUCUUGUCUUUUCUGUCACACUCUAGCCCUCCCCUUUUUUUGAGUGUAGCCUAACAUUUUUAUAACUCGAGUCGACCGAGAGAGGGCUUUCGCCGGGCCGCUGCCGUGCACAUCCUCCUUGGUUUGGCCAGUAAUAUAAAAAAGC
Molecule: messenger RNA, 1188 nt
Organism: Linderina pennispora
Lineage: Eukaryota; Fungi; Kickxellomycota; Kickxellomycetes; Kickxellales; Kickxellaceae
Product: 40S ribosomal protein S2
Exons: 1
Coding region: 232-1029 (265 amino acids)
Biological process (GO): translation
Cellular component (GO): cytosolic small ribosomal subunit; ribosome
Molecular function (GO): structural constituent of ribosome; RNA binding
Source: RefSeq, a predicted model, not a curated record